Somion occarium is the source of this 2826-nucleotide messenger RNA. Lineage: Eukaryota; Fungi; Basidiomycota; Agaricomycetes; Polyporales; Cerrenaceae. The record is from the annotation of a GenBank genome assembly.
AAUCCGUUCAACAUUGACGUCCAACCCAAGUCCAACCUUUGGGAAAUAGACAACUUUGAUCUCGCAUACCAGCAACUUGUGCUGUUCGCGCUAACUUCAAGUUAAUUGUUAUUAAAAGCUUGCAAUCUAACUUAGACCUCAGAACCGAAACACUUUCCCCACCCUUGAUUCCUCGAUUACCCCAUAACGGCCACACGAUGUCUUGCCCACAUCUUGGUGAAUUCAAGCAGUUACAGCCUCCCCGACUAUCACAGUCUGUUCACCGUGAGGAGUGCACGCAGUGUUUCGACAAUCAGGAUCAACCGCUCGGCGUUGACGUCUGUCUCACAUGUUUUACUGGAGCUUGCCUAGAUCGUGACAGGCACCAUAUGCGCACACAUGUCUCUAGAACUGGACAUUCAUUUACGUUGAACGUGAAACGCAAACUGAGGCCGUCAGCGAAUCGAACUGAAGAUGAGGAACCUCCUGCAAAAAUAACAAAAUUAGCCAUCAUUGAAGAUCGUGACGAAGAUAAAUUCGAACAUCGGACUGUUGUCAAAUGCUGGAAAUGCAAUCCCGAGACUGGUGCAGAACUUGCAGAUGCUACAUCGGACUCUCAUGUCAAGAGCCUCGUGGAUGGAGUCAUGCAUUCUCUCUCAUCUGCUCGUCAAUCCGAAGUCAAGGCUUGGGAGGAGGAGAUCACGCCUUGCGAGCACACGCUCACGCUAGAGCAGCUUGCUACUGGACACAUUUCUCCGUCAGGUCUUGCGCAUUGCAACAAAUGCGAUCUGAAGGAGAACCUCUGGCUGUGCCUUACCUGUGGUUCACUUGGUUGUGGUCGACAACAAUUCGGUGGACUAGGCGGCAACGGACACGGACUGCAACAUUUUGAGGAAACACGGCAUCCUGUGAGCGUCAAGCUCGGGACUAUCACACCGGAGGGUAACGCUGAUAUCUACUGUUAUAUCUGCAAUGACGCGAAGCUCGAUCCUGAGCUCGCCACGCAUCUUUCUACGUUCGGGAUUAACGUUCAAACCCAAACAAAAACUGAAAAGUCUAUGACCGAGCUUCAAAUCGAACACAACUUGAAGUUCGACUUUUCACUUACUGGCGAAGACGGAAAGGCGCUAGAGCCCGUCUUCGGCCCAGGACUUACGGGACUUGCAAACCUGGGGAACAGUUGCUACAUGGCAUCUGUCCUACAGACAGUGUUCUCACUUCCGGCUUUCUAUGAGCGAUACCUCUCUCCUGCUCAAGAGCACUGGGAGUCUUGUCAUGAAGCACUCCCGGCCGAAUGCAUUGAGUGCCAGGUAUACAAGCUCGCUGACGGCCUUCUCUCUGGUCGAUACUCCCAUCCUCGGCCCGUGCCAGGCAAUUCUUCGGCACCCCAAGCUCAAGCUGAUCCGAAAGCGAUCAACCCUCUCGCACAUGACUCCCCGACGCCCGUUUUCCAGGACGGCGUUCGUCCAAGUAUGUUCAAAGCGCUCAUUGGAAAAGGUCACGAAGAGUUCUCCACGAUGCGUCAACAAGAUUCGGAAGAAUUCUUCACCUACUUCCUGAAUGUUCUCCGUCGGCAUUCAAAGAAGACAGGCCGGGUGCGCGACCCGACGGAGGUGUUCAAGUUCGGGAUGGAGCAGAGGUUGCAGUGUGGUGACUGUAAACGGGUCAGGUAUAGAGUGGAUGAGGCAGAUGUUGCGAGUGUGCCUGUGCCGAAACGCGAGAAGGGAACUGAUCAAGAGGGGAAGACAAUAUUUGAGGACGUUGCGCUGAAGGAGUGCCUGGAUAUUUUGACCGGUGUCGAGGCGUUGGAGUACACCUGCCCCUCGUGCGAGAAGCGGGUCAUCGCGACAAAACAGUCAAAAUUCGCUACUUUCCCUGAUGUGCUUGUUAUCCAUGCCAAGAAAUUCCAGCUCGUGAACUGGGUACCAGCGAAGCUGGAUAUACCCGUGAUCCUGCCUGAGGAUGAUAUCAUCCAACUUGACGAGUACCUCGGUACUGGGUUGCAAGCGAACGAGGUCGCGCUUCCUGAAGAUAAGAUUGCUGCGCCUGAUUUGCCUCAAUUCAACGAAGUUGCCAUGGCUCAACUGGAGGCGAUGGGAUUCCCAACUAUUCGUUGCCAAAAGGCUCUUCUAGCUACGGGAAACGAGGACCCCAACGCUGCAAUGGAGUGGCUAUUCCAACACAUGGAGGAUCCUGAUAUCGAUGCCCCCAUCCAGCUCGCAGGGUCCACCCCGUCAGCAGCUGAACCUUCGGCCGAACAGGUCAACAUGUUGGCUGACAUGGGGUUCACUACCGCACAAGCUAAGAAGGCACUCCGUGAGACGGGUGGGGAUGCUGAACGUGCCGUCGACUGGCUCUUCUCCCAUCCAGAUGACAUGGGUGAAGAAUCUGCACCAAUUUCAUCAGCUCCAGCCGAACAAGCCGGCCCUGGAGGCUCAAGCACCCUCCCCGCGAGGUACAGGCUGAAAGCUUUCAUUUCUCACAAAGGUCCUUCCGUGCACUCUGGGCACUACGUCGCUCACAUUCGCAUUGAUAACCCGAACGUUGGUGGGGAGGCUUGGGUACUCUUCAACGACGAAAAGGUCGUCAAGGCUGACGCAGAGAGUGUUCGUGACUUGAAGAAACUGGCGUACUUGUACGUCUUUGAAAGGAUCUAAGAUAGACUGUUUGUUGUCUUCAUGCUCUCGUCUGUGUUGCCUUGCUGUUCUCGCAUCACGUGAAUCGAGACUUAGUUGUUGUCUUACUCAAUGCCGCAAUGUACAGUACGCAAUGAUGUGUGUAGCAAUUUGAAUGUUUACGUUAGAACUGACAUAAUGUGGAUUUCCCCCAAACCCUGGUCGGCAGUGG